Molecule: messenger RNA, 1763 nt
Organism: Myxocyprinus asiaticus (Chinese sucker)
Lineage: Eukaryota; Metazoa; Chordata; Actinopteri; Cypriniformes; Catostomidae
Product: D(1B) dopamine receptor-like
Exons: 1
Coding region: 201-1472 (423 amino acids)
Biological process (GO): adenylate cyclase-activating adrenergic receptor signaling pathway
Cellular component (GO): plasma membrane
Molecular function (GO): G protein-coupled receptor activity; dopamine neurotransmitter receptor activity
Source: RefSeq, a predicted model, not a curated record
GAGCACCCCUCCGCACGCGCGCGAAUGAACCGGACAGUUUGGACCGGACCUGAUCCGAUCAUCUGAAUCGACUGGUGUCACAUUCACUCUCUCGUCGCGUUUGUCGAUCAUGCGCGCGGCGCACGCGCCCCAUGGCGACCCGUGAGCGCAGAGGAACUCACUAGCCUAUACCGAACCUAACCGAGUUCGACGCGCGCGAGAUGCUGGCUGCGCGCACGCUCACCGGAUGCCUACUGUGCGUUCUGAUCCUCUGGACUCUGUUCGGGAACAUUCUGGUGUGUGCCGCGGUGCUCCGGUUCCGCCACCUGCGCACGAAAGUCACCAACAUCUUCAUCGUGUCUCUGGCGGUGUCGGACCUGUUCGUGGCGGUGCUCGUGAUGCCGUGGAAGGCGGUGGCGGAGGUGGCCGGCUUCUGGCCGUUCGGCGCGUUCUGCAGCGUCUGGGUGGCAUUUGACAUCAUGUGCUCCACCGCGUCCAUCCUCAACCUGUGCGUCAUCAGCGUGGACCGCUACUGGGCGAUCAGCAGCCCGUUCCGCUACGAGCGCAAGAUGACCCCGCGCGUGGCCUUCGUGAUGAUCGGUGCGGCGUGGACGCUGUCCGUCCUCAUCUCGUUCAUCCCGGUGCAGCUGGAGUGGCACAAAGCCGCCGCGCAGACGAACGCGUCCGGCACCGAGAACUGCGACUCAAGUUUGAACCGCGAGUAUGCCAUCUCCUCGUCACUCAUCAGCUUCUACAUUCCCGUGGCGAUCAUGAUCGUCACGUACACGCGGAUCUACCGCAUCGCGCAGAUCCAGAUCCGGAGGAUUGCGUCGCUGGAACGCGCGGCCGAGCACGCGCAGAGCUGCAGGACGAGCCGGCUCGCGUACCGACACCACAGCAGCCUGAAGAACUCCUUCAACCGCGAGACCAAAGUUCUGAAGACGCUGUCCGUCAUCAUGGGCGUGUUCGUGUGCUGCUGGCUGCCGUUCUUCAUCCUCAACUGCACGGUUCCGUUCUGCGACAAGCCGGGCUCGGGUCUGCCGUGCGUCAGCGAGACCACCUUCGACGUGUUCGUGUGGUUCGGCUGGACCAACUCCUCUCUGAACCCCGUCAUCUACGCGUUUAACGCGGACUUCCGCAAGGGCUUCGCCAGUCUGUUGGGUUGUCGGAACCGCUGCGCGAGCACUCCGGUGGAGACGGUGAACAUCAGCAACGAGCUCGUGUCGUUCAACCAGGACACGCUGCUUCAUAAAGAGCUCGUGAACGCGUACGGCAACAUCAUCCCGAACGUGGUGGAGUGCAUGGACACCGAGGAGGACGCGUUCGACCGGAUCUCGCAGCUCUCUCGCAACGACGGCGACGUUUGCACGGACUCGGUGUGUGAUGUGGAGACGGAUAUCUGUCUGGACGCACUCGCGCGCUUCACGCCGAACGGGGGUGUGUGGAAACCAAAGGUGAAAGUUUCAGAACUUUUCAUUGAAAACUCCCGUUAGUUGAAUAUAAAGUUCCUGAAGUGUGCAGUAUGCAGUGGAAUAAGUGUCUGACAUGAGCUCCUGAUGUGACAUGUUUCAGUAUUUAAAUGUGCUACAGUAACUCCUGACUGAUGAAAUAUUGAGUCUGAUGUUGAAAUUAAGUGACAAGCCACUUAAGGCUGUUUGUCACAAUGUUUUUAUCAGAGUUAGUGCCUAAAACCCUCUUAACUGUGGUAAAAUCACUGGAACACUGCCUUAAAUUGUUUAUUGCUUUUAUAAAACACUGACUUCAGCAAUAUUAUAAACCACCAA